Molecule: messenger RNA, 3585 nt
Organism: Paramacrobiotus metropolitanus
Lineage: Eukaryota; Metazoa; Tardigrada; Eutardigrada; Parachela; Macrobiotidae
Product: unconventional myosin-Id-like
Exons: 15
Coding region: 281-3307 (1008 amino acids)
Biological process (GO): actin filament organization; vesicle transport along actin filament
Cellular component (GO): microvillus; actin cytoskeleton; cytoplasm
Molecular function (GO): ATP binding; microfilament motor activity; actin filament binding
Source: RefSeq, a predicted model, not a curated record
UAAAAAUGCAGGCGCUAAACGGAACGCACUUGUAAGAAACUUGUUAGUGUCGCCGUUCUUUUUCUUUCUGCUUGAUCGCCGUGGACCGACGUAAAACUACCGUCCAGCGUUGUAGUCUUCGUUUAUUUGUGUAGUUUUCCCGAGUCACGGACGUCGUCAGACUCUGGCCGCGUAAUUUUGUUGAUCGAUGGUGCAGCGUGGAGGGUGUUAACGCUGGACGGUUGUUGUUUAUCCAUCGUGUUUGUGGAUGCUAAUGUUGUGAUUUACAGAUCGCAGGAGAAUGGUGGAACACGAAGGAAAGGAGUUUGGUGUGGGAGAUUUAGUGCUGCUCAGCUCUAUUACGGACCAAGCCAUUGUUGACAAUUUGAAAUUAAGGUUCAGCAAGGGAAAGAUUUACACAUAUAUUGGCGAGGUUGUGGUCAGUGUUAAUCCGUAUAAACCCGUGAAUAUUUACGGUCAAGAUGUGGUGCAGCAGUACAAGAACCGCGAGUUCUACGAGCGUCCACCGCACAUCUUCGCCCUGGCCGAUGCGGCCUACAGGAGCAUGCGGCGACUUAACAAGGACACUUGCAUCGUUAUAUCCGGAGAGAGCGGUUCCGGCAAAACGGAAGCCUCCAAGAUCAUCAUGCGGUACAUUGCCGCGGUGACCAAUGUGGCUCAACGGGCGGAAAUCGAGAGAGUGAAGAAUAUCCUGAUCCAGUCGACAUGUAUUCUGGAGGCGUUCGGCAACGCGAAAACAAAUCGAAAUGAUAAUUCUUCACGCUUCGGAAAAUACAUGGACAUCAACUUUGAUUUCAAAGGCGAUCCAGUGGGCGGCAACAUUGAGAACUACCUACUCGAAAAGUCGCGUGUGGUACUCCAGCACAGCGGUGAGCGGAAUUUCCACGCUUUUUACCAAUUGCUCACGGGCGCCACGGACAAGCUGUUGUCGCAGCUGCAUCUGAAGCGCGAUCACAAAUCUUAUAAUUACAUCAAUCAGGGCACAGCGCACCCAGUCAGCAGUAUCAACGACAAGCAGGAUUUCACCAAUGUCCAAACGGCGCUGUCGGCUCUGGGACUGGCGGGUAAUCAUGCCGAAACAAUCUGGAGAGUGGUGGCGGCUAUCCUCCACUUGGGCAAUAUUUCAUUCGCUCGGGAAGGAGAGUUGGUCAAAGUGACCACCGCUGAUCGUCUCCAGUCAGUUGUGAAUAUGCUUCACAUUUCUGAGAAGGACUUCCGCCAAGCUUUAACCUCGCGAACGGUUGCCGCACGUGGAGAAGUGAUGGAUAAACCGUUAACCGAAAGCGAAGUGUUUUAUGCCCGAGAUGCUUUUGCCAAAGCUAUAUAUGAUCGAUUGUUUUCGUGGAUUGUCAAACAAGUCAACGACACACUGAAAGCGCCGGCGCCGACAUCUUCCCCGCUGUAUGGAAGGAACACGGUCAUAGGUGUUCUGGACAUUUAUGGCUUUGAGAUUUUCGAAAUGAACAGCUUUGAACAGUUCUGCAUUAAUUACUGUAACGAGAAGCUCCAGCAGUUGUUCAUCGAAUUGGUACUGAAGCAAGAACAGGAUGAAUAUGAGCGGGAGAAUAUCAAAUGGACACCGGUCAGCUAUUUCAACAACCGGAUUAUUUGUGAUUUGGUAGAGCAGCCGCAUAAUGGCAUAAUUGCUUUAAUGGAUGAAGCGUGUUUAAAUGUCGGAAAUCCUACCGAUCAGACUUUCCUGGAAGCAAUGGAUAAGAAAUUCACCAAGCAUCCUCAUUAUGCGUCGCGUCAAACAACUCCCCAGGAUAAAUCGCUCAUUCACCACCAGCAGUUCCGCAUUAAGCAUUACGCCGGCGAUGUUACAUACAACAUCGAAGGAUUCUUGGACAAGAAUCGUGAUCCCAUUUUCCAGGAUUUCAAGCGGGUGUUAUUCAACAGCACCGACCCGUUCAUUAAGGAAAUGUGGCCGGAAGGAGCCGCCCACAAAUCCACAGUGACCAAGCGACCCAUCACAACGGCCACCGCCUUCAAGACCUCUAUGGCGGCACUGGUACAGAAACUGCAGUCCAAGGAGCCGCACUACAUACGGUGUAUCAAACCGAACGAGAUAAAAUCACCAUCGCAGUUUGACGUUGAACGCGUGAGCCAUCAGAUCCGUUACCUGAACAUCACCGAGAAUGUGCGCGUGCGCCGUGCCGGCUUCGCCUACCGCAUGCCGUACAAGCGUUUCCUGCAGCGUUACAAAUUGAUCUGCAGCAAGACGUGGCCGAAUUUCGCCGGCAGUGAUAUGGACGGUGUGAAAGCGAUACUGGCCGAGCAUAAAUUACUGGACGAUGCCGCCUUCGGUACCACCAAGAUCUUCAUCCGGCAGCCGCAGAGCGUCACCUACCUGGAAGAUGCACGCAAUAAGAAGCUGCCGGAAAUGGUCAUUUUACUACAAAGGAUGUGGAGAGGAGCACUUGCCCGCAAACAUUAUCAACAGAUGUUGGCUGUGCGGCGUAUUGUGAAAGCGUACAGGAACUACAAACUGCGCAGCUAUUUGAUGAAAAUUCAGAAUAUUUUCAAGAAUGUCGACCGGCGUCCUGAUCUUGGCAAAGCUUUACGCUGGCCGGAGCCGCCACGCACCUUGCGAUCGUUUACGGAUAAAACAAAGGCCAUAUUUAAUCGGUGGCGUGCUUACAAAAUUUUGAAACGUCUGCCGAACGAAGACUGGGAUCAAGUCCGAACGAAAAUCGCUGCGUACGAUGCUCUCGCCGGGCGCCGGAAAUACUGUGAUUACGGCCGGAAAUGGCAGGGCAACUAUUUGGCAACUAGUCCAGAGAAUCCCGAGUCGUCCAACUUCGUCCAGGCCAUCCAUGGGCUGCGCUCGCACGACCACUUCAAAUUGUGCCUGUUCUCGGGAUUUAUUUUGAAGGUCAACAAGCAUAUGAAAUCCGCGGAACGCGCUAUUCUGGUCACUGAAAAAGGCGUCUAUAAACUGGAUAACAAAAAGUUCAAAUCGCUCAAAUCACCUUACGCACUCGACCAGGUUACUGGUGUGAGUGUAACCGACGGAAAUGACCAGAUGGUUGUCAUUCAUUUCAAUGGGAAAUCGGAUCUGGCGUUCUGCUUGCGUCCAGCGAAUGCGGAUAAUCGAGUGGCCGAGUUGGUGGGAGUCCUGGCCAAUCGAAUUCGACAGGUGUAUCGGCGCGAUAUCCGUGUGACAAUUUCCUCCGGUGAAGUGUCGUGCAUGUUCGGCCGGAAGUCGGUGCGGAUCGUGGUGCAUCCGGUGUCCGGGGGAUCCUUGGCUGCCCCCGUAUUUCGGAAACAGUCGUCGGACUGUAUGGUGUUGGAUACACCGGCUUAGUAUACAGUGUGUUGCAGAUAUCUGUCACCUACUUUUUCUUGAUUCCUAUUUUUUUGUGCAGCUGGUUUACGAUGGGAACAACAUGUGUGUAUUAAUGUGGGCCAAAACUAGAAAGCAAUUACGUUUUUAAUUAGCUUGAUGUUUGUAUUGAAAUCAGUGAAAUUGUGGUUAUUUUUACAUGUCUGCUUUGGUGUGCUUUAAACUGUGCUUUCUUUUGUCUUGAUCAGAUAUAUGUAAAACGCUGAUACCGGUAUAUGGAAAGAGCAUCCCUUAACGUA